Alternaria arborescens is the source of this 285-nucleotide messenger RNA. RefSeq lists its product as hypothetical. The coding region runs from base 1 to 285 and encodes 94 amino acids. Lineage: Eukaryota; Fungi; Ascomycota; Dothideomycetes; Pleosporales; Pleosporaceae. The transcript has 2 exons. The record is from RefSeq and is a predicted model, not a curated record.
AUGUCUAUUAGCGAGGAACCUGCUUCUAACGAGACUGCUGCCAACGACACUGCCUCUGAUACAGCCCCAGAAGAUCUUCGAACUUUGGUAGACCAGCUCAGAGCAGAGGUCUCAGCCCUGAGGCUUAUCGUAGACAGAGACGACAAGAUUACCCGUCCAGCAAGUUCUGCGCUUGUCCCUACACUGAAUGUACAGCCUCAGCACCAUUCGCCAACCACGGGUUCUUCCGAUGAGUCCAAGUGGAGAAUCAAAUAUACAAGUAUCAGGACGGAUCUGAGCGGGUGA